CACGUGCCUCUGUGGGCAGGCGCUGGAGGUGCGACCCGGGGGGCGGUUGAGGUUCACCGCCUCGUGCUGUACUGGCUUCUGGGUGGCCCUUAAUGUCUCUGAGGUGCUGAGGGGAAAGACGCGGGAGGUCUCUAGCCUGACACUAUGGAGGAAGAGAGAAGCUACAACUUCGACGGUGUGAGCACCAACCGCCUGAAACAGCAGUUGCUGGAGGAAAUCCGCAAGAAGGAUGCAGUGCAACUCUCAAUAUUUGAACUAAGACACAAGAUUACGGAACUGGAAGCCAAACUCAAUACUGACAAUGAAGGUAAUGAAUGGAAAACCCGUUAUGAGACACAACUUGAAUUAAAUGAUCAACUAGAAAAGCAAAUUGUUUAUCUCAAGGAGAAGAUGGAAAAAAUCCGUGGAAACUCUUCAGAUAGACUAUCUUCUAUUCGUGUCUAUGAACAAAUGCCAGUGGAAUCCUUAAACACAUUACUUAAACAGCUAGAAAAAGAAAAGAGGACUCUUGAAAGUCAAGUGAAAUACUAUGCACUUCAACUGCAACAAGAAUCAAAGGCUUACCAGAAGAUCAACAAUGAACGCCGUACAUACCUAGCUGAAAUGUCUCAGGGUUCUGGUUCACAUCAAGUUUCUAAAAGGCAACAGGUGGAUCAACUGCCUAGGAUGCAAGAGAAUCUAGUGAAAACUGGAAGAUAUAAUCCAACUAAGCAGAAGACAGUGAGUGCCAAGAGAGGACCAGUAAAAAAGAUUACAAGAUCAAACCAUCUUCCAGAACUCCAUCCAUGAUUCCAGAACUGGGUGGAUUUCUAUUUCUUCCUUUUUUUUUCAUUUAUAAUAUUCAACUUAUGAAGUUAGUGGUCAGCACAUUUCUUCAGGGAAUAAAAUAGAUAAAAACUGCCCAAUUUUUCUUUAGCUCCUUUUCCAGAUGUGUGUUCCUUUGUCUGCAUAAAAGUAAUUUUCUCCAGUGACCCUAAACUAUGUAAUAGAAGUGCUUGAGAGUUUUAAAAUAUCCUAGGGAAUCUGAAGGCUGGCAUCAUUACACUUGCUUUUAAUAAUAUACCCAUGAUCUGCUCUGAUAGUAACAUUGCUAUUCUAUUUGGUUUCUAGUUGACUGUUAGCAAAAAGUGUGUAUUCAUAAAACCUUUUUGCCAUUUUCGGCUGGAUCUUGCUUAGUUUUUUAAAUUGCAGGUUUAAACAAAGCCAAAAAUCAAGUCCAUUUUAAGUUUUGACUUGAAAUAUUAUGGUAUCGUAGAACAACCUUCGAUCAUAAAUAAACUUGUUUGUAGUCUCCACUCUGCCAUGAACUUAGGAGAUCUUGGGCAAGUCCCUUCACCUCAUGUUUAUUUCCCACACCUAUAAAAUGAUUGAGGCAAAACUAUACAUUUUCUGAGGUUUUUACAAUUCUAGAAAACCAAUAUUUAUUCAAUCAUAAGGUCCUACCACUUACUUAACACUGGUGAUUUAAGUCAUUUUGUGACGUGUGGUAAUUCAUAGUGAUGGACUAAUUCUUUAGAUCAAACUGCAGUUGUUCACAAUACUCAAGUCCAGAUGUGGAGAUAGAAUGAGGGUAAGAAAAUAGUUUUUUUGAGGCGUUUAUAAAAUGUAUUGAAUCUUCUCAUUCAUGGUUAGACUGUUUUUGUCUUUUAGAUAGUUUUUGUAACUGUCACCUAGGUCCGGAACAUAUAACUUAUUUGUCCACUUUAAUAAGUGAAAUCAUUGGACUUCAAAUUUACAGAAAUCACCUAGAGGUAAGUAUAGUUUCCAGGUAAUGGUGUUCUCACCCUAUAUCUGGCACUAAACCUAAAUUCUAUUCUGUAUCACCAGUAAUGAAUACCAAGUGCAUUUCUGUAACUACUUCCAUAAAAGUUUAUUUUCUUUCUUUAAGGAAGAAUAUAUAAAUUUCAUAUAGCCAAAAAUAUUUUAAGUUACUUUAAAAUGUAAUGUGGAAAAAUAUAAAGUAACUUUCUAUAAAUUAUUCUACAUUGGAAUUAUUUGUAAAUAUUUUCCCCUAUUCUUUAGCUAACUAUUGAUAUUAGGUGCCUUGACCCAUAUCAUUAGACAAACAUUAGAUUUUUAUGUCUUAUACCAUCUUUCUCAGCAUUAGUAGAAAAUUAAUAAUUUAAAUAAUAAUUAUAGGCCAGGUGUGGUGGCUCACACCUGUAAUCCCAGUACUUUGGGAGGCCAAGGCAGGCAGAUCACUUGAGUCCAGGAGUUUGAGACUAGCCUGGCCAACAUGGCAAAACUUGUCUCUCCUAAAAAUACAAAAAAUACGGUUAGCCUGGAGUGGUUGUGCAUGCCUGUAAUCCCAGCUACUCAGGAGGCUGAGGCACGAGAAUCACUUGAACCCCAGGAGGCAGAGGUUGCAGUAAACUGAGAUCAUGCCACUGCACUCCUGCUUGGGAGACAGAGCAAGGCUCUAUCUCAAAAAAAAAAAAUCCUUAUUAUAAUAAUUAUAAUUAUCAGUGAAAAAUAAACACAUUUUUUUCUUUCAUACAGAGCUAAGCUAUUGUGGGGACUAUUGAGGAACAUUUAAAGUUAUCUCAAUCACUGGGAUAAAAUAUUAGUUGAACAUCUUAUCACAGGGACUGUAUUACAUUUAAGUGUUGGUUCUUCAGGAGCUACUUUGGGGUACUUUUCAGAUACCAUAAAAUGUCUGUAUUAAACAGAAUAAUGGAAUGUUGAGAGAGGAUAAAGAACUGAAAUGAGGGACUCCAAGAUCUGUAUUCUAAUACCAGUUUUGCCACUUAUAAGCUUCUGACUUUGGUAAAUAACUUUUCAUAUCCUCAGUUUUAUCCUUUAUAAUUACUGCCUUGAGAUUGCUGUGCAGAUCAAGGGUACUUACCACAUAUUUAUUUCGUUACUUCUUAAUAGUCUCUUUCCCACUAGAAGGGAUGUGAAUUAGCUUUUACUAAUAUAGAGGUAUCAAAAAAUACCUACAAGAUAAAAGAUGAAAAUAAAAAUUAAAAUUUAGCAAGAAUUUCCAACCAAGAAAAGUUUUAGUUUUAAGCUUUCUACCAGUCAGUGCAAAGAAGCAAUGACUGCUUUCCUUUGUAGAAGGAAUAUACAAGUAGAGAAAAAGUUUUAUCCAGUUCUAAGCUCUGAAAAUAAUUUUGUCAUAAAGAAAAUGCAAUUACUGGCUGGGCAUGGUGGCUCACACCUCCUGUCACUUUGGGAGAGUGAGGCGAGUGAAUUGCUUGAGCCCAGGAGUUCCAGACCAGCCUGAGCAACAUGGCAAAACCCCAUCUCUACAAAAAAUACAAAAAUUAACCAGUUGUGGUGACACGUGCCUGUAGCCUAGUACUCAGAAGGCUGAGGUGGGAGGAUCACUUGAGCCAGGCCAGGAGGUUGAGGCUGCAAUGAGCCACUGCACUCCAGCCUGGGCAACAGAGUAAGACCCUGUCUCAAAGAAAAAACAAAUAUUGCCAUAAUAAAAAAGACAGAUCAUGAGUAUUGACAUGAGUGUGAAGAAGCUGGAAACCUCAUAUGUUGCUGGUGGGGAUGUUAAGUGUUACAGCCACUUUGGAAAACUAUCAGUUCCUCAAAAGGUUAAACAUAGAGUUACUAUAUGACACAGCAAGUCUCUUUGGUAUAUGCCCAAGAAAAAUGGAAACCUAUGUCCACGUAAAAACAUGUACAGGAAGGUUUGUGGCACCAUUAUUCAAAUAGCCAAGAAGUCGAAAUUACCCAAAUGUUCAUCAGCUGAUGAUCGGGUAAAUAAAAUGUAGUAUAUUCCAACAAUGGAUAUUAUUUGGCAGUAGAAAGGAAUGAAAUGCUGAUAUAUGCUACAACAUGGGUAAACCUUGGAAACAUUAUCCUAAGUGAAAUAAUGGAAUAACAAAAGACCAUAUAUUGCAUAAUUCCAUUUAUAUGAAAUGUCCAAAAUAGGCAAAUCCAUAGAGACAGAAAACAGAUCAAUAGUUGCUGAGGGUUGGGGGAAGGGUCGGUAAUGGAGAAUGACUGCCAAUAGGUACAGGAUUCCUUUUUCGGGUGAUGAAAAUGUUCUAAAAUUGAUUGCAGUGACAGUUGCACAACUCUGUGAAAAUAAUGAAAACUAUUGUUUACUUUAAGUGGGUUAAUUGUAUGUUUUGUGAUUUAUACCUCAGUAACGUUGUUGUAAAAAAUGUUAAAUAUACAUUAACAUUUAAAUAUUAAUUAGUAGAUAAAUGUUAAUGAAAUAUUAUUUGAUCUUUCUCAAAAAUAUGAUCUUAAAAAUACAAAAAUGCAUCAUCACUAGUGCUAUUACUGGGUAUAGAGCUUACUUUAUUUAUUUAUUUAUUUUUGUGUAUAUGUGUGUGUUUGUGUGUGUAAAAAUACAAUAAACUGGUUGGAAUAUCUGCCUUAUUA
Messenger RNA from Symphalangus syndactylus (siamang), 4347 nucleotides. RefSeq names its product coiled-coil domain containing 169 (gene CCDC169). The record is from RefSeq and is a predicted model, not a curated record. NCBI's taxonomy places the organism in Eukaryota, Metazoa, Chordata, Mammalia, Primates, Hylobatidae.